AUGCAUCCUGGGUCUGACCCAAUGGGUGUACCUCCCAGCUUUGCAACGCGGAGGCCUCACGCCCAGCAACUGGGCAGCUUUGAGCUACCCCCACCACCCAUGCACAAAUAUCCCUUCACCAACACCGUCACCACAUCUCAGUCAUCACAGGCUCCGACUACGAUAGCCAGCGUUGGCAACCUUUUGACUCCGCCAAAUACACACCACAGUGAUGUGAUAGGCUCAUCAGGAGUCUCUACAAGCAGCGCACAGUACUCCACAGCAAUGGCAUACUCCAACGGGCAGCAGUACAUCUACUCCCCGCCAGCGCAGGGAUCGGCUGCGCACUACGGGUACCCGGCUGCACAUCAUCAACAGCAGAGCCAAUACGGCCAAGCCCGUGGAGGUAUGUUUGCUCCACCGCGCAGUGAAGGCCAGCUUGGACGACAAGACUCACUGGGCAAAGGGCUGAAUCCGCCACCAUAUGAGAUGAACCAGCAACUUCCACCUUUUACGCCUUCGUCCAACGGAGCGAGCAUGCCUUCGAUAUCCACACAACAACAUCAUCAUCAACAACAACAUCAACAUCAACAACCCCAGCAUCAACAUCAGCAACACCACCACCAACAGAUGAUGAGCGCACAAACACCAGUCUCUUCCUCGGCACCACAACAGUCGCCUGCCCUUAGCCAGGACUCCUUCAGGCCACCACAACCACCGACUCCAACAUAUAGUUACCACACAGCCAGUACUCCUCAGCAUUCCAACUUCCCCUAUUCUACUGGCCCAUCUCCCACAUUAAGCCAGCAACAAAGCCCCAUUAGCGCUGGUGGAUCCAUGCAUCGGAUGUCACCCGCCGUAUCUCAGGGCUCCAUCCCCUCGAUCCCUUCCAACAACCCUGCACAAUCACCCUAUCAAUACCAGCAAAGGCCACCACUACAAUACCCCGGUAGCCAAGCACCCGUCUUCUCCAACGUCCAGAACCCCAACGGUGGACUGGCACUUGUCGGAGGCCAUCCCGCGAUGAUGCCAGGUUUCAACAGCGGACAUGCGGCAGCUAUGCCUCAUUUCAUGGGCCACCCGCAACACCAACAGCCUGCUGCUAACGACCGGCCGUUCAAGUGCGACCAGUGCCCGCAGAGCUUCAACCGGAAUCACGACCUGAAAAGGCAUAAGAGGAUUCAUCUUGCUGUUAAGCCUUUCCCUUGCAAUCACUGCGACAAGAGCUUCUCGAGGAAGGAUGCGCUCAAGCGACACAUACUCGUCAAAGGAUGUGGGAAAGCCACCGCCGACGACAACAACAGCAAACGCGAAACUCCGUCGCCUAAAAUCGAAGACUCGAAGCACUGA
Molecule: messenger RNA, 1329 nt
Organism: Alternaria rosae
Lineage: Eukaryota; Fungi; Ascomycota; Dothideomycetes; Pleosporales; Pleosporaceae
Exons: 2
Coding region: 1-1329 (442 amino acids)
Biological process (GO): regulation of transcription by RNA polymerase II
Molecular function (GO): RNA polymerase II cis-regulatory region sequence-specific DNA binding; DNA-binding transcription factor activity, RNA polymerase II-specific
Source: RefSeq, a predicted model, not a curated record